Molecule: messenger RNA, 11064 nt
Organism: Cavia porcellus (domestic guinea pig)
Lineage: Eukaryota; Metazoa; Chordata; Mammalia; Rodentia; Caviidae
Gene: Ccdc154
Product: coiled-coil domain containing 154
Exons: 17
Coding region: 485-2773 (762 amino acids)
Biological process (GO): bone mineralization involved in bone maturation
Source: RefSeq, a predicted model, not a curated record
GAAGGGCCCUGCUCUGUACCCGAGGCCUUUCCAGGAAUGACAGUUUUUUGUUUUUGUUUUUGUUUGUCUUUUUCCUUUUUAUCGGUACCGUGGAUUGAACUCACAACUGCCUGCUUGCAAGGCAGGCGCUUAUGCCGCUGAGCUAAAUCCCCAGCCCCCAGGAAUGACAGUUAGGGAGACUGUUCAGGGCAGGUGAGGACUCAGGUUUCACUGGCAGUUGGGCUGUGAAGUCACAAGGUUCUGGUAAGGAAAGGAUGGUUCAGAAUUGCUCUUCUGCCCAACUGUGCCUACCUCCCAGGGAUCCUCUGAGGAGGAGACAAGAUGUAAGGGCAGAAACCCACUUUCCCAGGCUCUACAACCUUUGAUCCCAACUUCUUCAUCACUUUACAGCACAACCCCCAGCCACCCUCGUCCAGUGUCCGGCUUUGGUUAUUGGAGCACUGGCCCCAGGCUAAAUCCAGAAAUAAGGGCUGCUGGUGAAGCCAUGUCAGAGCUCGCUGACAGUCCCUUGUCAGGGAUGUCGCCCCCUUCACAACCCAGCACUGUCACCCUGGAGGACUUAGAUCUGCUCAUGGUAGGAGAUCUGGCCAGCCCUGAGCCCCUGAGUGUAGAAGAGAACUCCGAGAGGAAUGAGUCCAGCCCCCUGGUGUCCAGCUCCCCUCCCCCUGAGCAGGAUAUCUCCAAGCACUUGAAUGAGUGUGUGGCCAAGUUGCAAGCUGAGGUGGUGUCACUGCGGGGACACAAGGUGCACUGUGAGCAGGCUUCUCUGAGCCUGCAGAGGGAGCUGCUGCAAGUUCAUGGGCACAUGCAGCAGCAAUCCUCAGAGCUCCAGCAGCUGUGGCAAGAGAUUAAACGUGUGGCCCACGUCCCGGAGAAGGAGGUGCAGGUGUUUUCUGGGGCCCAGAACCAGAACCAGAUACAGAUCCUGGACAAAAGGCUGGUGGAGGUCCGUGAAUCCUUGACUCAGAUCAGGAGGAGGCAGGCACUGCAGGAUGCGGAACGGAAGGGCUCUGGGCAGGAGGCCAACCUCAGGCUAACCAAGCUGUCUGGGUGGUUGAGGCAGGAAGAGCAGGCCCGGGAGGCAGCCUACAGCUCUCUGCAGAAGAGCCAGGAGGACACCAGCCAGAAGGUGGACCAUGAGGUGGCCAAGAUGCAGGCCCAGCUCACCAAACUUGGGGAAGAGAUGAGCCUCCGCUUCCUGAAGAGGGAGGCCAAGCUGUGCAGCUUCCUGCAGAAGAGCUUCUUGGCUCUGGAGCAGAGAAUGAAGGCCUUGGAAGGCACACGGCUUGAGACAGAGAGAAGCUUGCGAGAGGAGCUAGAGGGCCAUUGGCAGAAGCUGCAGGAGCUGACUGAGGAACGUGUCCAGGCCCUGUGGGGACAGCAUGAGCAAGAGGAAGAGGGCUGCCUUCGGGAGCAGUGCCGGGGGCUGGAUGCAGCUGUGGUUCGACUCACCAAGUUUGUGCGGCAAAACCAGAUGUCACUGAGCCAUAUCCUGCUGAUGGAGCAAAAGGCCCGGGUCUCCAAGGUGGGCUUGGAAGAAAGUCAGGCUGAGGAGUUGGCCUCCUACAUGCAGGAGAACCUAGAGGCUGUACAGCUGGAAAGCAAGCUGGCCCAGAAGGAGACACAAGAUGCAGUGGAGCUGCUCCAAGAAAAGAGCCAGGUCCUGGAAAAAUCAGUAGCCAAGCUGGCGCAGCAGUUGAAGGACCUAGAUGACCACUGUUUGGCCCUGAGCUGGAGACUAGACCUGCAGGAGCAGACACUAGGCUUGAGGCUGUCUGAGACAAAGACUCAGUGGGAAGGUGUAGAGAGGAAGUCCCUUGAGGACCUGGCCCAGAGGCAAAAAGAGGUUGCAGCCCACCUGCAGGAAGUUCAAGAGAAGGUAGACCGCCUCCCCCAACAGAUAGAAGGUGUCUCAGAUAAGUGUAUCCUUCACAAGAGUGAUGCAGACCUGAAAAUCUUGGCAGAGGGCAAAGCCAGAGAGUUCGAGGUCAAGGUUAUGAGGCAGGAGCUGGCCACUCUGCUGUCAUCUGUGCAACUGCUCAAAGAGGACAGCCCUGGGCGGAAGAUUGCAGAAAUCCAGGGCAAGCUGGCCACGUUUCAGAAGCAAAUGAUAAAGUUAGAAACCAGCAUCCAGGCCAACAAGACCAUCCAGAACUUGAAGUUUAAUACAGAGACCAAGCUGCGUUCAGAGGAGAUAGCAGCCCUGCGGGAGAGCAUGCUGCGCCUGUGGAGUGAGAAGGGCCCGUGGCCACUAACACUGGGCAGCAGAAGGGUGUUCAUGUCCCUGGUGAGGCAGCGGUUUUUCAUCAAGGAUGUGGCCCCUGGCGAGCAGGUUCCUGUGAACUGUUGGGGCAUCUAUCAGGCUAUGAGGCUGCUGCCAGCAACCAAACUCUGGAGAAGGAGAUGGGACAGAAGCAAUAGGACCACUAGCGGGCCUGAGGAUGAACUGAUGUAUGUGGUCUCUGGAGCCCCUGCCAAGCCCCUUCCAGUGACAGGAGGCCUUUCUGGGAAGCUGUGGUCUGUGGAAGCCAGCCCAUAUAGGACUGUGAUGAAAGCCUUGACUGGCAGGAAUGCAGGGAAGUUUUCAGUUCACUUGAUUGAAGCUCCUGUUGCUCUAGGCUUCCAUGGGAUGGAUGGAGGUGGGACUUCCUUUUCCUAUGUCCAAGCUUUCCUCUGGCUGCUGCGACCCACAGUGAAACUCGGGGACUUCGCCUCUUGCCAACUCCCUCAAAUACUUCGGGGGUUUUCAGACUUUUUGCCAUGUAGUGGUUAGCUUCUUGGAGCCACUGUAAUCAAUGACCACAAACAAAUAGUUUUGGGGGCUGGAGCUCAAAUCAAGGUGUCACAACAAGGGUGAUUCCUUCCAAAGACUCCAGGGGGAACCUGCCUGGGCCUCUGCUCCUUAGGUUCUUGGCAAUCUUUGGUGCUCCUGACCAUGGCCACUUUGCUCCAGUUUUUGCCCUCAUCAUUUUUUAAAAAUUUUUGUUUUAGACCCUGUAGCCCGAGGUCAGUAUAACUAUACUUGAUAACAUUGGUUCAAUGAUAAAAUUGCCUAAUGCCAUAUUGCUCAGAAUAUAUCCCUAUUGUGAAGCUAUCUAUGGCUAUAUUUAAUUAAUUAAAAUUUAAAAAUUAAUUCUAUUUUAGAAUAAAGCAAAGCAAAAUAAAAUGGAAUAAAGCCAAUCCAAACAAGACAGUGUAACACAGGAUUUCAAAACAAGAUAAUAGGAAAUCAACAGUGGUUAUCAUAAUGCCUCUUAUUGUCUUCAAAAUAGCUGCCCAUACCUUCAGACAUAGUAAAACAAAACAGAAGCAGAAUACAACCAAUAAAAACAAAACAAUGAAUGCAAUGCAAAAUUUCAAAACAAAAUAGUAAAUCCAAACUCGCUACCAUAAUGUUACCAUUGAAAUAGCAGCCCAUGCUAUCAGAUACAACAAAAUCAAACGAGAUAAAAUGAUAAAAUGUAACCAAACAAAACAAUGAGAAUGAUACAGGAUUUCAAAACAAGAUAAUAGGGAAUUAACAAUGACCACUACCUUCAGAAGGAGCUCCCCUAUAUAUGCUACAUGUAUAGAUGAUCAGACUACAGGCUUUAGGCCUCCAAAGCCACUGAAACACUAAACACUACAAACAUUAAGUUGUAUUUUACCUCAUUAGCUAUCAUCACAGCCUGUGUUUCUGCAGAUCAGCCUGUUGCUUACUGGGGGGUGGGAGUAGGUGAGAUGUUGGCUGUUCCUGUCUCCUUGCCUGAACACCAGAAGGAGCUGGCAUCUAGCUCUUCCCCCAGUCAGCCUGCGCAUGGCACCAACUCACAGGAGCUCUAAGCUUCUUGUUGACUUCUUGUUCUCCUCCCUUGCAAUCCAUGAAUCUGGCCUCAUCUUUAUAGCCGGUUCGUGUGUGUGUGUGUGUGUGUGUGUGUGUGUGUGUGUGUGUGUCCUUCUAAUGUUACUCAUUAUUGGCUUUAGGACCCACACAAACUCACCAUGACAUUAGCUUAACUGAUAACAUCUGCAAAGACCCUCUUUCUAAAAAAAAGUUCACAUUUAGUGGUUUCCAAGUACACAGGUAUUUGCAGUCCAGCUACCUUCCAUAUAGGUCAUGGUUGCUACCCCAUUAUUACCACAUGUGGCUCUACAGGGCACUUUACUCCUUGCAGCAACCCACUGCCACUGGCCAGGAGGAUUUAGAUACUGCCUGCUGCGACUCCCAUUGCUGUUGGGAUUCAUUCCAAGAAUAGGACAACAGUUCCCUCCCAGCUUGACUUGUGCCCAAGAGCCCUGUGACACUUAAUGUCCAAAAUCUCCAGCUCCUGGAUCUUCACCUGUCCAGGAGGCUGGAAGGGUUGUGAACACCACACCACUUCUCCCUGGGUCCUUGCCCCUUGUCUCUAGUCCCACCCUCCUCAGGUGGGAGACAGCCUCCUCGUAUCCCAGGAGAUUCCAGUGCACUGGGGUCUGGGCCUUGCUAAUGACUGCAGUUAUUUCCUGGCAUCAGGAAGGCAGAUUUCAGUGACCCUCUAGCCACUUUGUGCUUGGUGCUAGUCAGCACCCUGGCCCCAAGGAUGAAGACCUCCAAUUGCCAACUCUGACAGGUUGCCCACAUCUCAGUAUGAAAUUGUAUGCUUGGUGUUUGAUCCUGAGAUUGGCAAGGACAGGUCGCCUUCAGGUCCCUGGGCAAGACUUCAGGGCAGAGGGAAGGUGACACCAUUAUCACAGCCUAUCAGGCCAUAUUACUGCCUCUUCCCAGGCAGGAAUCUCUGUCUGUGCCCCAGUGAGGCCAUGUCCCAGGUGAGCCUGUGUCCUAGUUGAGUCAUUAUCCUGGAAUGAGAUCCAUCUGUCCAGGCUCAGUUCUUAUUGUCCUGUUUGCUUGGGGACCUCUGUCCCCACAGAGUGACCUUAGGCUUGUCUGAGUCCAAGGCUCUAGCAUCCAAAGACACUUGUGCAGUACUGACUGUGGAAUAGCUCUGUCUCAGCCUCAGUGAUCUCCCCUCUGGCCCAGCACUGUGAAACUGUUAGUUCAGACCUGUAGGGACCUAGAGUUAGUAUUUUUGGUGACUGCCUAGGCUCGUGGAGCACUAUAUCCCCUCUGCUACUCUACGCUCCUGCCAGCUUAAGGUGCUUCAAACUUGGGCCUAUGGUACUCCUAUCUUGAUGUGCUCAGGACCCUACAGCUGGACCCCAGAGGGGCAGAGGUCACACCCUCUUUGGCCAAAGCCAUAGGGCCCUCUGCUACUGGACAUGGGAAGGAAGAACAGCACAAGGAAGUGUCUAGAAAGAAGUCCAAGGCCGCUCUGGCCAUGGGCCUGGGUCUGUAUGCUGCUUGCCUCCAUCUACCAGGUACGCAAGGAAGGAGUCAGCUGGAUGCCUUAGGAACAAGGUAGAGGUCCCUGCAGGGAAUGUGGACCAUGUCCAUAAGGUCCUAACCUGACUCGGAUAAGACAGAAAGGACAUGACAUGCUGUGUGCACCCACAAAUACCAGAUUACUCCAUUCAUCCCUGGGCUGGGCACUGCAGUUGGGGAAAGGAAACACAGCACUACCUUCAAGGAGAUUCUGAGCAGAGGAGGGGCUUUGAGGAUUCAGUGUGGGGGCCAGCUGCAAGGAGGCAGUGUGUUCCUACAUAGGGAAGAAUUUGAAAGGACUUCAGAUGAUGCCGUGGAUGCUGGGAGCUCUGGGCUUUCCAGAUGGCCAAAGUUCUUCCAAGGUGGCUAGGGUUCUUUCAAGACAAGGCAGGAGGUCAGAGUUAGAGAACGACUAGAAGAUUAGAAGCUGCUGAAAGUAGAAGGAGCUUCCAGGAGCUGGGAAACCUAAGGGAAGCAAAUAUCUCUAUUCAUCUCAAGUGUAACCUACGGACACCUUAAUUUCAACCCAGUGAAACCUGCUUGGGACCCCCUAACUUCUAGAACACCAAAUGUCAUUUAAGUCACUCAGGUGUGGCCAUUAGUUUUAGCACAGGAACAACAGGAGACUCACAAGAGGGACUGAGUGGCUGUGAAAUUAGGACAUUUUCCUCAGCCACAGGAAGCAUCUGACCCCACAACCUAGAUGACACCUUGAACAUCUGAGCCUCUGCUUGCCCCUCUAACACUGAUGAGUUGGAGAGAUAAUAUAUGAGGCUUUCGAUGCUGCUCCUGUGAGGCAAGGACAGGAGACAGUCAUUUCCCUGGGACUGCCAGCUUCUUCCAUGAGAGCCUGGUCUUUAAACCCCACACCUGUACACUUUCUUUCCUCUGUCCUCUGGCUCAGCCAUCUGGACAGUGGGUCUGUGGUAUGAUUUAGGAAUCUGCAAUGACCAAGGACAGAGGGGCCCAUUAGUACCAGAUGAAGAAGGCCAUCUACUGACGCCAGACUCUUGUCCUUGUCCUGGAGUAAUCCUGAUGAUUUUCUUUGGCUGACAAGCGGCCAGGAAUAAAAUCAUAGCCUGGGAUGGAAAAUUGUAGUGUGGAAAGAGAGCAGACCAGAUGGGGAAGACAAGGUUGGGCAGGGCCUGUGGUGCUGGCAUUGCAAACUUGGGAAUAGGGACAGCCUGAGGUAGGAGCCUGCACCAGUCCAAGUCAUGAAGGAGUUCUAUGGGGUGCACUGAAGGGUGAUGAUAGACAACAGGCCUAAGUAUCUUAAGGAAUAAAGCUGAGGACCUGCUGGGGAGGCCAAUAAAUCAUCCCUUUCUUUUCCCUUCUGAGUUUUCUACCCAUUCAAGAUAGACUAGUUUGUCAGACAGGCAUGAGGGCUCUGGUUUUUAUUUCUGGUGAGGCUGGACUAGAGCACAGCAGCCUGAGGGGUUGCUGUCAUUUUCUCAGAGUCAUUGUCUGUUUAUGUCUAGAGGUGUUGGACAGGUGUGCUCCCCCUGCACCGGUCCAUCUGGGCUCUUUAGUGAGCUGAGGCCCAAGCAUAUGUUUCACUGUCUGUGGGCAGUGCUUGGCCCAGCACACCUGUCCUCUGCCCCCAUAAGCUCACAUCCCAUCUUCAGGUCUCAGUCCCUGGGAAGAGGCUCUGUCCUUCCAGAGGUAUAGCCCUGCCUGUCCUGGGGCACCCCAUAUUGAUCUCCCCAGGAAAAUCAAUAGCUCCAAUAUGUCACCUCUCAAGUGGCCUUACAAUAAAUUACCCUACCAAUAAGCACACAGAGUUGUAGCCUCCAACUCCCAUUAGUGGGACAUUAGGCCUCCCAUGAAAUUUCUCUGUGAGCUUUGAGAUAAUGAAAGCUGAGGUGUCUGUGUGUAUCCCAGGGUUAAGCAGCGAGGUGACCUAGCUGGCUUAGCACAGAGCUUCUUAGCAAGGUACCUGAGGACAGACACAGGAAUGGGGCACUUCAGUGAAAGGAUGUCAGGAAGGACAGCAGAACUGGGCAGUCCUGAGCUGAGGGGCCCAAGAAGGCAGGACCUUGUCUAGACUAGCUGCUGUCAGAAGCCAGGCAAUACCAUGGUGGGAUAGCAGUAACACUCUUCUGGGGCUAUCAAAACCAAAGACCAUUGAGCUGAAUAAGCUGAGGCCCGAGGGAUCAAAUCACGUUCAGACAUGUCUAUUUCUGUCCUUCAUCCAGGACAUUAAUAAAGACUGAGAUGAACACACUGAACUGCCCCAGGGUGAAGCUCAAGCCUCUAUCCAACUUGUGUUUCUGGACCUGCAUGACUUUCUUGGGCAGCUUGUGCUCUUCUUUUCCAAAGCAUCCCAACUAAGCAGCUGUCUCACCCUUUUAGCAGCCCCUACUACAGUCCAAUCUUAGUCACAGGCCCUCAGCUAUCGCUAGGAAAGCCAUCUAGAAUGUACACCACACACACUUGAGUCCCCUUCAUCCAGGCAUAAUAAGGACCCAGGUCCCUGCAGGGAAGGUUGGUGUGGCAAUGAUUGUUUUAAGGUAGAGCAGGUAGGAUGGGGCCCGGGAAGGGCUGGGAAAACAGGUGCCAUUGUUGACACAGCAGCUGUGAAUGUCCUCCAGGCCUGGGCUCCCAGACUCUGAGGUAUCCUAAGCUCCAAAAACCUCCAGCCCUUGCUAGUUCUGUCUAGUGCCUGUGAAAGUGCCUGGGGGUGAGGACCAUGAUGAGUCUGGGGCUUUCCUCACCAAGAAAUGGGCACGUGAGACAGUGGGCUUCAGAUCACAGGUAGGUUGUGAUUUUUUUGUCCUGUUUUAUUUUUUGGUACUAGGGAUUGAAUCCACUCGGUACUAGGGAUUAAGUCCAUUAAACUAUAUCCCCAGUUUUUUCAUUUUUGCUUAUUUUUCAGACAGGAUCUCACUAACUCACUGAGUUGUCCAACUUGGGCAUCCUGCCUCAGCCUCCCAGAAUUCUGGGAUUACAGGUAUGUAACCCCACUCAGCCUGUGAUCUAAUUUUGUGUGUCCCUAGAGCACAUUAUGUCUCUUGGAAAGGGGCCUUUCAGGACCACCUGACCACACAUGCAGCGCUGGAUGGCUACAGGUAACAGUCACCUCAAGAAUGUCAAGUCCACUGACCUGGGCCUAGGAAGGAGACCCAAAGAAACAUCAGGGCAGAAUUGGGUGACAGGGGACCAACUUGAAGGGAAAGAAACCAGCCUCUCCAAACACUAAGUAGGAAGGACAAAAGUCAAUGUUUUCUGGCCUCCAACAAAUCUUGCAGUUGGAAUGGGUUGAAUUCAUAUUUGAGACUCUGGAUAUAAGAAAUGGAUAUGCUUUACAUUGUGCUACCUGCCUAUAAUCCCAGCACUCAGGAGGCUGAAAUAGGAGGAUUGCCAUGUGUUCAAGGACAGCCUGAAAUACAUAGUGAGACCCUGACUCAAAAAAGAAAAGAAAAGACACUUACAAUGACAACCAUAAUGAAAGACAUAAUGACCUCAAAGCAGAUACAGAUUUUAAAAAAUAGUAAAGUUUGGAAAAAUGAUGGAAAUCAUGAAUGCCCAUUAAAUGAAAGAAAUGGAAUCCAUGAAAUACAUUCAAACAGAUGUCCAGGAGAUUAAAACUUCCACAGUAAGUAUAUAAAACAGAAUGUCUAGAAGACAGAGUUGUGGUUAGUGAUCAUGAAAAGAAAAACUUCUUUUUUUUAAAGAAAAACUUCUUAAAAAUAGCAAGGGACCACAAAAAAAUCACUCCAACAGGUACUAGAUUAUGCAAAGACUAACAUAAGAUUGAUCAGCAUCAAUGAAAAAGCAGAAAAUAGCACAAAUAACAUAAAAAAAUCUCCACAGAAUCAAUGGCAGAAAAACUCCCAAGCAGGGAAAAAGAACUUAACAUACAGAUAAGUGAAACAUACUUAAGUCAUAGUCAUGAUAAAAAAAAUUACAUCAAGACAUGAUAGUCAAGACUCUAGAAAUUCAACACAAGAAGAGAAUAUUAAAUGCUGUUGGAGAAAAAAAAUGAAUCACCAAUAAAGAAAAGUCCAUCAAAAUCACAACAGACUUCUCAACACAAACAAGUCAAAGAGAGCUUGGAGUGAAGUAUUUUAACCAGGGAAGACUGAUGUACUGCACAAAACUAUCUUUCAAAAUUGAUAGAGAAAUAAGAUACUUCCAUGAAAAAGAAAACCUGCAGGAAUUCCUUGACCACCAAACUAGCAGUCCAAAAUAUUCUGAAAGACAUUCUAGAAAGAGAUAACAAGGACUAUACCUCCAUGAAUCCCAAUGGAAUGAAUCCAACAAGCAAGGUAAAUAAUUUAAACAGAGAGCAAAAAGGGAACUAACAACAGGGAAAUGACAUGACAAGGAUAAGUGCAUAACAAUUAUAACCAUCAAUGUUAAUGUUUACCAAUUCAGCACUCAAAAGAAACAGACUGGCACAAUGGAUCAGGCAACAAAAUCCAACAAUGUGCUGUACACAAGAAACACAUUUAAUUAAAAAAAAUUCAAAGACUGAAAGUCAAAGGAUGGAAAACAAUACUCCAUGUGACACAUAAAAAAAAAAAAACAGAGACAGUUAUUCUAUCUGCAGAUAAAGUGGGUUUCAAGCCAAGAUUGAUCAAGAGAGACAAAGACAGUUACUACAUCCUUGUAAAGGGAAUAAUCCACAAGGAAGAGAUAAUAAUCAUAAAUACAUAUGCACCAAAUACCCAAGUGCAAGCUUUUACUGUUAAAUCAGGAACAAGAUAAGGAUGUUCACUGUCACCAUUCUUCUUCACUACAGUUGUGGAAAUAUUAACUAGAGCAAUUAGAGAAAAGAAAGAAAUAAAAGGAAUAAGGAAAGAAAGCAUUUAAAGUAUCAUUUGUGAAUGACAUAAUAAUAUGUUACAUAGAAGGCCCCAAAACUCCACUUCUAGAUUUAGUAACCAAAUUCAUUAACAUAGCUGGAUACAAAGUCAAUACUCAAAACCAAUAGCAAUAUCACACUGGGAAUGGCAGGGUGGAGGUAGGGUCUUGGUUGUGAGCAAAAACACCUGUAUCACCAUGAGGCCUCUCUAAAGGGUCACCUUGUAAGCUAGAUCUCUCCUUGUCCGUUCUCUGGGACUCUUAUUAGACACUAUUCGCUACUUAGAACAAAACAAAGAAAAGCACCAGAUUUCAUUUGGGGAGAAAGGAGUUCAAGGUUUCUGAGUCCUAUAGUUGACUGCCCCAUGUAAAAAAGAAGGGAUGAGAAAUGAUAUUAGGGUGUGGCAAACUGGCUAACAAGUGUGCAUUACCUGUCAGUCACUGAGAUUGAGGAUGUAGAUAGAAAAAUAGUUUCAAGAACCUUAACCUGUGGCAGAAAGUGCUAUCUUCUAUUAUUCUCUCCAGAAAUCAAGCAAGUUUGUGAUAGGAUGGUCUAAAUCUGAAAGCAGCCUGAGGGAUGGGGGAUACAAAAGAGGUGAUCUUUUUUUUUUUUUUUUUGUCUUUUUCCUUUUUAGCGGUACCGGGGAUCAAACUCAUGACUGCCUGCUUUACAAGGCAGGCGCUUAUGCCAAAAGAGGUGGUCUUUAAGCUCUAGGCCACUGUUCUCACUAAGUGGUGCACUCUCUACAGAGUGUACUUUUUUUUUUUUUUUUUUUUUGGCUUUUUUUCAUUUUUAUCGGUACCAGGGAUCGAACUCACGACUGCCUGCUUUCAAGGCAGGUGCUUAUGCCGCUGAGCUAAAUCCCCAGCCCCUGUACUUCUUUUCCUAUAUUUAAUAAAUGCAAAAUCUCACUACAAUA